CUCUGUUACGUUUUAGCUGUUCGGUCGCAUUUUCCGCUGCGCCUUUUCCGAAGCUGCAAGUGAAGCACACAGCAAUUGUUUUCUUUUUUUUUGUAUUUGUAAAAGUGUAUUAAGACGAAAGAAGUGCCAAGCAUAGUAAUUAAAUCACUCAAGGUUCGUGGCUGGAGUCUUAGCCAGGUGUGGUGUAAAGCGCCUUAAUCACCAAGAUGAGUUACAUGCCAGCCCAGAAUCGGACAAUGUCCCAUAAUAAUCAAUACAAUCCGCCGGAUCUGCCACCAAUGGUGUCCGCCAAGGAGCAGACUCUGAUGUGGCAGCAGAACUCGUACCUGGGCGACUCCGGCAUCCAUUCGGGCGCUGUUACCCAGGUCCCAUCGCUGUCUGGGAAGGAGGAUGAGGAGAUGGAGGGUGAUCCGCUUAUGUUCGAUCUGGACACUGGUUUCCCACAGAACUUUACACAGGAUCAGGUGGACGAUAUGAACCAGCAGCUGAGCCAGACACGCUCACAACGCGUUCGAGCUGCCAUGUUCCCAGAGACGCUGGAGGAGGGCAUCGAGAUACCUUCCACCCAGUUUGAUCCGCAGCAGCCAACGGCGGUGCAACGUCUGUCGGAGCCAUCGCAGAUGUUAAAGCACGCGGUGGUUAAUCUAAUCAACUACCAGGAUGAUGCCGAGUUGGCCACCAGGGCCAUUCCCGAGUUGAUUAAGCUGCUGAACGACGAGGAUCAGGUGGUGGUGUCCCAGGCCGCCAUGAUGGUCCACCAGCUGUCAAAGAAGGAGGCCUCCCGGCAUGCCAUUAUGAACAGCCCCCAGAUGGUGGCCGCCCUGGUGCGUGCCAUCUCGAACAGCAACGAUCUGGAGAGCACCAAGGCAGCCGUUGGCACGCUGCACAACUUGUCGCACCAUCGUCAAGGUCUGUUGGCCAUCUUCAAGAGCGGCGGUAUACCGGCUCUCGUCAAGCUGCUCUCCUCGCCAGUGGAGAGUGUGCUCUUCUAUGCAAUUACCACGCUGCACAACCUGCUGCUGCAUCAGGAUGGCUCCAAGAUGGCCGUCCGUUUGGCGGGUGGACUCCAGAAAAUGGUCACUUUGCUGCAGAGGAACAAUGUCAAGUUCCUGGCCAUUGUUACCGAUUGUCUCCAAAUUCUGGCCUACGGCAAUCAGGAGAGCAAACUGAUUAUCCUCGCCUCCGGUGGACCGAACGAACUGGUGCGCAUCAUGCGCUCCUACGACUACGAGAAGCUGCUGUGGACCACCUCGCGUGUACUGAAGGUGCUGUCCGUCUGCUCCAGCAACAAGCCAGCCAUCGUAGACGCCGGUGGCAUGCAGGCGCUGGCCAUGCACUUGGGCAACAUGUCGCCCCGUCUUGUGCAGAACUGCCUGUGGACGCUGCGUAAUCUGUCGGAUGCGGCCACCAAGGUGGAGGGUCUCGAGGCCUUGCUCCAGUCGCUCGUCCAGGUGCUCGGCUCCACCGAUGUCAACGUGGUCACCUGUGCCGCCGGCAUCCUCUCGAAUCUGACGUGCAACAAUCAACGCAACAAGGCUACCGUUUGCCAGGUGGGCGGCGUGGAUGCCCUCGUCCGUACGAUCAUCAAUGCCGGCGAUCGCGAGGAGAUUACUGAGCCGGCUGUCUGCGCCCUGCGUCACUUGACCUCGCGUCACGUCGACUCUGAGCUGGCCCAGAAUGCCGUGCGUCUAAACUACGGUCUAUCGGUGAUUGUGAAGCUCUUGCAUCCCCCAUCACGCUGGCCGUUGAUCAAGGCCGUAAUUGGGCUUAUUCGCAAUUUGGCCCUUUGUCCGGCCAACCAUGCCCCGUUGCGUGAGCACGGGGCCAUACAUCACCUGGUGCGGCUGCUAAUGCGUGCCUUCCAGGACACAGAGAGGCAACGCUCAUCGAUUGCCACCACUGGCUCCCAGCAGCCAUCUGCAUACGCUGACGGUGUACGCAUGGAGGAGAUUGUCGAGGGCACGGUGGGGGCAUUGCAUAUCCUGGCCCGGGAGUCGCACAACCGGGCACUCAUCCGCCAGCAGUCGGUGAUACCGAUCUUUGUGCGUUUGCUUUUCAACGAAAUUGAAAAUAUUCAGCGCGUGGCUGCCGGAGUUCUUUGUGAGCUGGCCGCCGACAAGGAGGGCGCCGAGAUUAUCGAGCAGGAGGGUGCCACCGGGCCACUGACCGAUCUGCUGCACUCACGCAACGAGGGCGUGGCCACGUACGCCGCCGCCGUGCUCUUCCGGAUGAGCGAGGACAAGCCGCAGGACUACAAGAAGCGGCUGUCCAUCGAGCUGACCAACUCGCUACUGCGCGAGGACAACAACAUUUGGGCCAACGCUGACCUGGGCAUGGGUCCCGAUCUGCAGGAUAUGCUUGGACCCGAAGAAGCAUAUGAGGGCCUGUACGGACAGGGUCCGCCCAGUGUGCACAGUUCGCACGGAGGUCGCGCAUUCCAUCAGCAAGGAUAUGAUACUCUACCAAUAGAUUCAAUGCAGGGUCUAGAGAUCAGCAGCCCGGUGGGCGGCGGCGGCGGCGCUGGCGGAAAUGCUGGCAAUGGCGGAGCGGUUGGUGGUGCUGGCAACGGCGGUGGUGCUCUCGGUGCCAUCCCGCCCAGCGGCGCACCCACAUCGCCCUAUUCCAUGGACAUGGACGUUGGCGAGAUUGAUGCCGGUGCAUUGAACUUUGAUUUGGACGCCAUGCCGACGCCACCCAAUGACAACAACAACCUGGCUGCCUGGUACGAUACCGACUGUUAGACGACACCGCUAAGGGUAAGGGAGCCCGAGAUUCCAUUCGGCUCCCCAAACACACACAAAAACACAGACACACAUGCGAAUAUCCCCGUCCCCUACCCCGGCAUUAUAGCCCUCUUCCACCGGCUGCCUUCUGGACUGAAGCAAAAGGACGACGACGUGGGAUGGAUCACGGUUAAGGGAUCCAUCGAUUUGAUGAGAUCAACGUCAUGUGUUGAUUUUACUUGGCAAAGACGAAGGGGACGCUGCUGUAACUGGAUGGAGGAUGAGGAGGCACAGAAGGCACUGCCAGCGGUGGAAGAAGGCUAUUAUUCACACAACACCCACCCCCAAGCACACACUCUUACACAACGCAUACUUGCAAAAUACAUAUAUAUUAAUUAUAAUGCGAAUGCAGCUGCAAAAAGAAAAAUAUUCUAUGACUACAUAUUAUCCUCAUAAACGAAAUGGAAAAAUUAAACAAAUGUUUGCAAUAGAACUCGUACAUUUCCUUCA
Drosophila serrata is the source of this 3233-nucleotide messenger RNA. It is a transcript of the gene arm, whose product is annotated as armadillo. NCBI's taxonomy places the organism in Eukaryota, Metazoa, Arthropoda, Insecta, Diptera, Drosophilidae. Gene Ontology annotation, biological process: cell adhesion. Gene Ontology annotation, molecular function: cadherin binding. The record is from RefSeq and is a predicted model, not a curated record.